AGUGUUAUAUAAAUGUAAAAAGUGAAACAAAGUUGCGGUAUAAAAGAUAACUUUUUAAUAAUGUUCUACUAGUAAGAUGUUUACAAGCUCCAAAGGUUGGAAGAAUCCACUUUUACUUGUUUGCUCCACUUUUGAGCAAACUGUUCAAAAGCUCGCUUUUGAAAUUGCGGCUUUUCAUGACGUGAUGUCAUCACACACACACACACACACACCGCAACAGCUCGCUUAAAUGAGCCCACCCUACUCAUACACGAAGACUACUUUGUAAAAAAAAAUAAAAAAAAAAAAAACGCAAAGCUAUCGCUCGCCUGGCUGCGGGCUUUUAUUUUGAAACUUUUGAAACGGGCGGUUGUUUGGGACGCGCGGACACGGACGUGCGCGCGCCGAGCCAGACACGCACAUUUCCUCCAGUCGCCGCCAGCCUGACGUGACUCGUGGUGUGGACUCGUAGUUGUGACACUUGUCUACUGGGCGGAGAUGAUCCAGAUUAUCUAGACGAGGAAUAAUCGUCAUCUGCAAGUCCUACUGUCCGUCUUCGUCCUGCCAUGAACUCGUCCGCCUCCAUCACGUCCCUGUUCUCUUUCACCAGCCCGGCGGUCAAGCGCUUGCUGGGCUGGAAGCAAGGCGAUGAGGAGGAGAAGUGGGCUGAGAAGGCGGUAGAUUCGCUGGUGAAGAAGCUGAAGAAGAAGAAAGGCGCCAUGGAGGAGCUGGAGAGAGCCCUCAGCUGUCCGGGACAGCCCAGCAAAUGCGUGACCAUCCCUCGCUCGCUGGACGGCAGGCUGCAGGUGUCUCACCGCAAAGGUCUUCCUCACGUCAUCUACUGCCGAGUGUGGCGCUGGCCCGACCUGCAGUCCCACCAUGAGCUCAAAGCCCUCGAUUGCUGCGAGUUCCCCUUCGGCUCCAAGCAGAAGGACAUCUGCGUCAACCCGUACCACUACAGACGUGUGGAAACGCCAGUGCUGCCACCCGUCCUCGUCCCCCGCCACAGCGAGUUCAACCCCCAGCACAGCCUACUGGCAAAGUUCCGCAACGCCUCUCUGCACAACGAGCCUCUGAUGCCGCAGAACGCCACCUACCCAGAAUCCUUCCCUGCGCUGCCGUGCUCGUCCUUCUCCUCGUCUUCUUCCUCGUCUCUCGCCCAGUCUCCUUCCUCGCAGAGCUACCCCGACUCCCCCGCCAGCUCCGCCGAGCCAGGCAGCCCCUACCACAUCGCAGCAGAGACGCCGCCUCCUCCGUACAGCAUGAUGGAGACGAGCCCCCAAGAGGACGUGAAGCCGGCCAACACCCCAGAAACCACCAAACUCACCUUCUCCGCUCCACACAGAGAUUUGCGUCCGGUGUGCUACGAGGAGCCCGAGUACUGGUGCUCCAUCGCAUACUACGAGCUCAACAACAGGGUGGGGGAGACGUUUCACGCAUCGUCGCGCAGCAUGCUGGUGGAUGGAUUCACAGACCCAUCCAACAACAAGAACCGUUUCUGCCUCGGCCUGCUGUCCAAUGUCAACCGCAACUCCACCAUCGAGCACACGCGCCGCCACAUCGGCAAAGGGCUACACUUGUACUACGUGGGCGGCGAGGUGUACGCAGAGUGCCUGAGCGACAGCAGCAUCUUUGUGCAGAGCCGAAACUGCAACUUCCAGCACGGCUUCCACGCCACCACUGUGUGCAAGAUCCCCAGCGGCUGCAGCCUGAAGAUUUUCAACAACCAGCUCUUCGCUCAGCUGCUAGCCCAGUCUGUCAACCACGGCUUCGAGGUGGUCUACGAGCUGACCAAGAUGUGCACCAUCCGCAUGAGCUUUGUCAAGGGCUGGGGGGCAGAGUACCACCGUCAGGACGUGACUAGCACCCCCUGCUGGAUUGAGGUGCAUCUGCACGGGCCCCUGCAGUGGUUGGACAAGGUCCUCACCCAAAUGGGAUCGCCACACAACCCCAUUUCCUCCGUGUCCUAGCAGGCGCUUGGUUCUUCGCACAGCUUCUCCUACUUUCCGGAAGGUUCCGCCACGUUCCAAAGCCCAAAAUGUCCCCUACUGUUUACUGUAAGACUGAAUUUCAUUUAGCUUGUUGACUAAUGAUGCAGCCGGUAGUUGUGUUGUGUUUCUGUGGCACUUGGUGUGAUACGUCUUUUAAAUAUUAUGUAUUUUAACUUACUGACCAAUGUUUGGAUUAUAUGCGCUGGUUGCUUUGUACUUCUAUUAAAAGGUUUUUUUUCCAA
This is a messenger RNA of Dunckerocampus dactyliophorus (ringed pipefish), 2212 nucleotides long. RefSeq names its product SMAD family member 9 (gene smad9). The record is from RefSeq and is a predicted model, not a curated record. Gene Ontology annotation, molecular function: RNA polymerase II cis-regulatory region sequence-specific DNA binding; DNA-binding transcription factor activity, RNA polymerase II-specific; I-SMAD binding. Lineage: Eukaryota; Metazoa; Chordata; Actinopteri; Syngnathiformes; Syngnathidae. The transcript has 8 exons. Gene Ontology annotation, cellular component: heteromeric SMAD protein complex. Gene Ontology annotation, biological process: regulation of transcription by RNA polymerase II; transforming growth factor beta receptor signaling pathway; BMP signaling pathway. The coding region runs from base 546 to 1949 and encodes 467 amino acids.